This is a messenger RNA of Rana temporaria (common frog), 2331 nucleotides long. It is a transcript of the gene TOMM70, whose product is annotated as translocase of outer mitochondrial membrane 70. Gene Ontology annotation, molecular function: protein binding. The transcript is spliced from 12 exons. Bases 51 to 1790 code for a protein of 579 amino acids. Lineage: Eukaryota; Metazoa; Chordata; Amphibia; Anura; Ranidae. The record is from RefSeq and is a predicted model, not a curated record.
GCCCCCCUCGUCUCUCCCCGUGUGUCCGCAGCUGCAGGGACGGAUUCAUCAUGGCCGCCUCCAAGCCUGUGGAGCCGCAAGGAGGGCCCGGGAUCCCGCACUGGAAGCUGGCCCUGGCCGUAGGGGCUCCGCUGCUUCUUGGAGCAGGGGCGGUGUAUCUAUGGAGCCGGCACAGGUCCAACAAGAAGGACAGCCAGAGGAGGACACCGGAGGGGAGGGCCAGCCCGGUACCCAGCGGAGGAGCAGGGAGCACCGCCAAUCCCGAGGCCAAUCCCCCGCCGGAGAUGAGCCCCCUGGAAAAAGCACAAGCAGCAAAGAACAAGGGUAACAAAUAUUUUAAAGCUGGAAAAUACGAACAAGCCAUCCAGUGUUACACUGAAGCCAUCGGUCUUUGUCCAGUGGAGAAGAAAGUGGAUUUGUCUACCUUCUACCAGAACCGAGCGGCAGCGUAUGAGCAGCUGCAAACGUGGAAAGAAGUGGUCCAAGACUGUACGAAAGCAGUGGAACUGAAUCCCAAGUAUGUGAAGGCGCUCUUCCGGCGGGCCAAAGCACAUGAAAGACUUGAAAACAAGAAAGAAUGUCUUGAAGAUGUUACGGCAGUUUGUAUCUUGGAGGGCUUCCAGAACCAGGCCAGCAUGCUGCUUGCAGAUAAAGUACUAAAGCUGCUUGGAAAAGAGAAAGCCAAAGAUAAAUACAAGAACAGGGAGCCACUAAUGCCUUCACCUCAGUUCAUCAAAUCCUACUUCAGCUCUUUCACAGAUGACAUUAUCUCUCAACCACUGCACAAAGAAGAGAAGUCAGAUGAAGACAAGGAUAAGGAGGGAGAGCAAGAUGUGGUAAAGGAGAAAUUUGGUUAUUUAAAGGCAAAACAAUACAUGGAUGAAGAGAAUUAUGACAAGAUCAUAAGUGAGUGCACAAAGGAAGUGGAGGCUAAAGGAAAGUACAUGGCAGAAGCGUUAAUACUGAGGGCCACCUUCUUCUUGCUCAUUGGAAACUCUGUAGCUGCUAAACCCGACCUAGAUCAGGUUAUUAGCAUGGAAGAAGCCAAUGUGAAGUUAAGAGCUAAUGCCCUGAUCAAACGAGGGAGCAUGUACAUGCAGCAACAACAACCUAUGCUGUCAACUCAAGACUUUAACAUGGCUGCUGACAUUGACCCCCAAAAUGCUGAUGUUUAUCAUCAUAGAGGGCAGCUAAAAAUCCUGCUAGACCAAGUGGAGGAAGCCGUAUCAGAUUUUGACGAAUGUAUUAGAUUGCGGCCGGAUUCUGCUCUGGCUCAAGCACAAAAAUGCUUUGCACUAUAUCGAAAAGCGUAUACAGGCAGCAAUCCACUACAGAUCAAAUCCUCCAUGAAAGGUUUUGAAGAUGUUAUUAAGAAGUUUCCAAAAUGUGCAGAAGGUUAUGCCCUUUAUGCCCAGGCACUAACAGAUCAGCAACAGUUUGGAAAGGCUGAUGAGAUGUAUGACCAGUGCAUAGAGUUAGAGCCAGAUAAUGCCACAACAUAUGUUCACAAAGGUUUACUUCAGCUUCAGUGGAAGCAAGAUCUAGAUAAAGGGCUAGACCUCAUCGGCAAAGCCAUUGAAAUAGACAACAAAUGUGACUUUGCCUACGAGACCAUGGGGACAAUAGAAGUUCAGAGGGGAAAUCUGGACAAAGCCAUUGACAUGUUUAACAAGGCCAUUAACCUGGCUAAAUCUGAAAUGGAAAUGGCCCACCUCUACUCACUAUGUGAUGCCGCAUACGCUCAGACAGAGGUCGCCAGGAAGUACGGCUUGAAGCCACCAACACUGUAAAAUGGACUCCCAGCUGAUGAGCAAAUGAAAGCUGAGAAGUUAUUGUCAUUGAAGACAAGUCUUUCCUGUGAGGAGAGGCACACAUCCAAAAAUGUGGAAUGGCGGACCCUUGUUUCUCUGCUUGUGGUGUUGUCAUUCAUCCCUUCUGUUAGAUGUUCUUGGUAUUGUGGGAUUGGGUGUCUGGGAUGCUGCGCCACCUUUCCCUCGGACUCCGCGAGGGAACAAUAAAGGCACCUUUUUGCAUGAGAACAGGACGACACGGUUGGCUGUGCAAAUAAAAUGACAGCAUUGUGUUUCUUUGAGUUUUGUCUGGGAAUGGAUGGUUAAUGUGUGAGCAGUUUUUCUUAAAUUUCAUUUUUUAUAUAUAUGUCUGGUACUUUUUACAAUUUUAUUUUUCCCCAAUUUGCUUCAGUUCAAGCCUGUCAAGAUUUCCUUGUACAUAUUUGAUCACAAAAGGCUGAUUUCUUCCUUUUUAGUAGUGAAAAGUAACUAUUAUUUUUUAAGUUACCAGCUUUGAAAAUAAAUAGAUACUUGGCAUGCA